This is a messenger RNA of Closterium sp. NIES-67, 1961 nucleotides long. Lineage: Eukaryota; Viridiplantae; Streptophyta; Zygnematophyceae; Desmidiales; Closteriaceae. The record is from the annotation of a GenBank genome assembly.
GUCAUGAACCCAUGGGGGAAGGGAAAGAAGGGCAGGGGGAUAGGGAGAGAAGGGCAGGGGGAAAGGGAGAGAAGGGCAGUGGGAAAGGGAGAGAAGGGCAGGGGGAAAGGGAGAGGAGGGCAGGGGGAAAGGGAGAGGAGGGCAGGGGGAAAGGGAGAGAAGGGCAGGGGGAAAGGGAGAGGAGGGGAGGGGGAAAGGGAGAGGAGGGCACGGGGAAAGGGAGAGAAGGGCAGGGGGAAAGGGAGAGGAGGGCAGGGGGAAAUGGAGAGGAUGGCAGGGGGAAAGGGAGAGAAUGGCAGGGGUAAAGGGAGAGAAGGGCAGGGGGAAAGGGAGAGAAGGGCAGGGGGAAAGGGAGAGAAGGGCAGGGGGGAAAGGGAGAGAAGGGCAGGGGGAAAGGGAGAGGAGGGCAGGGGGAAAGGGAGAGGAGGGCAGGGGGAAAGGGAGAGGAGGGCAGGGGGGAAAGGGAGAGAAGGGCAGGGGGAAAGGGAGAGGAGGGGAGGGGGAAAGGGAGAGGAGGGCACGGGGAAUGGGAGAGAAGGGCAGGGGGGAAGGGGAGAGGAGGGCAGGGAGAAAGGGAGAGGAGGGCAGGAGGGAAAGGGAGAGAAGGGCAGGGGGAAAGGGAGAGGAGGGCAGGGGGGAAGGGAGAGAAGGGCAGGGGGAAAGGGAGAGGAGGGCAGGGGCAAGGGGAGAGGAUGGCAGGGAGAAAGGGAGAGGAGGGCAGGGGGGAAAGGGAGAGAAGGGCAGGGGGAAAGGGAGAGGAGGGCAGGGGGGAAGGGAGAGGAGGGCAGGGGGAAAGGGAGAGGAGGGCAGGGGGAAAUGGAGAGAAGGGCAGGGGGAAAGGGAGAGAAGGGCAGGGGGAAAGGGAGCGGAUGGCAGGGGGAAAGGGAGAGAAGGGCAGGGGGAAAGGGAGAGGAGGGGAGGGGGAAAGGGAGAGGAGGGCACGGGGAAAGGGAGAGAAGGGCAGGGGGAAAGGGAGAGAAGGGCAGGGGGAAAGGGAGAGGAGGGCAGGGGGGAAAGGAGUGGAGGGCAGGGGGAAAGGGAGAGAAGGGCAGGGGGAAAGGGAGAGAAGGGCAGGGGGAAAGGGAGAGGAGGGCAGGGGGGAAAGGAGUGGAGGGCAGGGGGAAAGGGAGAGAAGGGCAGGGGGAAAGGGAGAGGAGGGCACGGGGAAAGGGAGAGAAGGGCAGGGGGAAAGGGAGAGGAGGACAGGGGGGGAAAGGGAGAGAAGGGCAGGGAGAAAGGGAGAGAAGGGCAGGGGGAAAGGGAGAAGAGGGCAGUAGGAAAUGGAGAGGAGGGCAGGGGGAAAGGGAGAGAAGGGCAGGGGUAAAGGGAGAGAAGGGCAGGGGGAAAGGGAGAGAAGGGCAGGGAGAAAGGGAGAGAAGGGCAGGGGGAAAGGGAGAAGAGGGCAGUAGGAAAUGGAGAGGAGGGCAGGGGGGAGAGGAGGGCAGGGGGAAAGGGAGAGGAGGGCAGGGGGGAAAGGGAGAGGAGGGCAGGGGGAAAGGGAGAGGAGGGCAGGGGGAAAGGGAGAGAAGGGCAGGGGGAAAGGGAGAGGAGGGGAGGGGGAAAGGGAGAGGAGGGCACGGGGAAAGGGAGAGAAGGGCAGGGGGAAAGGGAGAGGAGGGCAGGGGGAAAUGGAGAGGAUGGCAGGGGGAAAGGGAGAGAAUGGCAGGGGUAAAGGGAGAGAAGGGCAGGGGGAAAGGGAGAGAAGGGCAGGGGGAAAGGGAGAGAAGGGCAGGGGGGAAAGGGAGAGAAGGGCAGGGGGAAAGGGAGAGGAGGGCAGGGGGAAAGGGAGAGGAGGGCAGGGGGAAAGGGAGAGGAGGGCAGUGGGGAAAGGGAGAGAAGGGCAGGGGGAAAGGGAGAGGAGGGCAGGGGGAAAGGGAGUGGAGGGCAGGGGGAAAGGGAGAGAAGGGCAGAGGGGAAGGGAGAGGAGGGUAGGGGGAAAGGAAGAGGAGGGCAGAGGGAAA